Molecule: messenger RNA, 1635 nt
Organism: Penicillium odoratum
Lineage: Eukaryota; Fungi; Ascomycota; Eurotiomycetes; Eurotiales; Aspergillaceae
Exons: 18
Coding region: 1-1635 (544 amino acids)
Biological process (GO): amino acid transmembrane transport
Cellular component (GO): membrane
Molecular function (GO): amino acid transmembrane transporter activity
Source: RefSeq, a predicted model, not a curated record
AUGAUUCAAGAUGAAAAGAAACACGACCUGGCUUAUGAUGCCGAUGAAGUACCAAUUGCAGUGGGAGCUGUUGAAAACACCAGCAGCAACCAUGGCCUUCAGCGAAAAUUAAAGCCCCGUCAUCUCCAAAUGAUUGCUAUCGGUGGUGUAAUUGGUACAGGUCUAUUUCUAGGGACUGGCAGCGAUCUUGAGAAUGGAGGCCCCGCGGGCUUGCUUCUUGGAUACUGUAUCAUGGCCUCUCUAUUAUAUUCGGUUAUGGUUGCUUUGGGUGAAAUGUCUUCCCAAUUUCCGGUUCCUGGGGGUCAAUUCGCUCUCGCGGGUCGAUUUAACUCCCCAGAACUUGGAUUUGCGAUGGGUAUACUAUUUUGGUUCAAUUAUAUUGUUGUUCUUCCGGCGGAGAUUUCUGCAGCUGCUGUUAUAAUUACCUACUGGACCCCAGCAGGACAGGAGGAUUCCACAUGCACGGCUGGAAUAUGCAAUAAUGCGAUGUGGGUGGGAUUGAUGUUGAUAGUGGUGUUUCUGGUGAAUUAUGCGGGAACUCGUGUUUUUGGCGAAAUGGAAUUCUAUUUCUGCUCGAUCAAGGUCAUCACGAUUCUCGGCUUGAUCAUCACCGGAAUUAUUAUCAGUGCUGGUGGCGGCCCCGAUCACGAAGCUAUUGGUUUCAAAUUCUGGCGAGAAACCGGUGGCUUCGUCCAAUAUGAGGGAAUUGCUGGAGCCAAAGGACGUUUUCUCGGCUUUUUCAGCGUCUUGAUAAAUGCUGCAUUUGCAUUUAUCGGCACCGAAAUAACUGCGAUUGCAGCGGCGGAGACAUCUGAUCCCCGAAGAAAUGUCCCACGAGCAAUAAAGAGUGUCUGGAUUAGGCUUGUACUGUUUUAUCUAUGCAGUGCCUUCCUAAUUGGUCUGCUUGUUUCUCCGACAGAUCCAUCAUUAAACCUCUCUUCAACCGCCGCUAAGAGCCCCUUUGUCAUCGCUAUCGAGAAUGCGGGAAUCUCUGUCCUGCCAUCUAUUAUCAACGCAGCUAUCUUGACUAGUGCUUGGUCUGCAGGCACGGCGGAUCUCUUUGUCUCGUCACGCACAUUGUAUGGCCUUGCUGCACGAGGCCAUGCCCCGAAGAUAUUCCUCAAAACCCGGAAGGACGGAUUUCCUUGGGUUUGUUUUGUUUUCUGUGGGGCAUUUGCGCUGCUCUCAUUUAUGGCUGCCGCCAAGGGCGAGGCUGGAACGGUCUUUGGUUAUUUCUCCAACAUGACUGCGAUGUGCGGGAUGAUAUCCUGGACUGGCAUUUUGUGGACAAGCAUCCGAUGGAAUAAAGGCCUCAAAGCACAGGGCAUCGACCGAAAAACUCUACCUUAUAGGGCCCCCUUUCAGCCUUACCUUUCCUACUAUGGAAUGACAAUCUGUAUCAUGGUCAUCAUCUUCGGAGGCUUCGGCGCCUUUAUUCAUACUUUCGAUGUUUCGUCAUUUAUUACGACCUACUUCCCGGUGCCCCUAUUUGCAGUUCUGUUCUUCGGUUACAAAAUGAAGAAUAAAUCCAAGAUGAUCAACUACGUUGACAUGGACUUCUUUUCUGGAUCCUCAAUUGAUGUGAAAAGUGAGGAGCCACAGACUAUGUGGCAAAAGAUAUCCGAGAGAAUUUAG